AUGGGAGAAAUUGGAGAAGAAGGACCAAAGGGUGAUAAAGGAUAUCCAGGAAUUCCCGGCAACAGUGGGACCCCAGGAAACAACGGUGAAAUGGGAAGAAAAGGAGAGAAUGGUAAUGCUGGACCCAAGGGUGAUGUAGGGGAGCAAGGAGACAAAGGACAGAGAGGCAAACAUGGCUUUUCUGGGAUACCUGGACCAAAGGGACAAAGAGGUAUCUAUGGAUUGCCUGGUCCAAGAGGCUUACCUGGUCCUAUUGGAGAGACUGGAGCAACUGGGUCUCCUGGUACUCGAGGUCCUCCAGGCCCUGAAGGUCCAGGGAUGCCUGAUGAACAACUGUAUGAAUUGUGUCAUGCUGUAAUCAUAGCUCACGUAGCCCAGGUUGCAGCUAGCAUCAGAUACAAAUGUGCCAGUGCAUGCCCUUCUGCCAAUAUGACGCUGGUUGGUCCCCCAGGACGAGCUGGGCCAGCAGGGGAAAAGGUAGAAAGAGCAGAGGUGUGCUGCAUUCCACCUGCUUUAAUGGAUGCUGAGAAGAGUAGUAAGAUAGCGAAGCAAGGUCACAUAGUGGUAGAUUCUUUUUUAGCUCCUCAUUACAGCACAUCACCUGACCCUGACUUUGUCCCUGGCUCUGUUUGUCUGGUGCUUAUGACCCUGACCGGUCAACCAGGUCUUGAAGGACUAAAAGGUGCAUCUGGACCAAUGGGAUCUAGUGGAUUCCCUGGAUUUAAAGGAGCUGAUGGUGAACCAGGAGAAAAGGGUCAGAAGGGGGAGAGAGGAGAACUGGGAACCGGCCUCCCUGGACCUGAUGGACACCAAGGUGCAAGAGGAUUUCCUGGCUAUCCUGCAAUUUCCAAAAAUGGCCAACCAGGAGUAUCAGGAACACCAGGAUACAGAGGACCACCGGGGCAUCCCGGACCUUCUGGUCCACCCGGUGUCCCUGGCGUAUGUGAAGCAAAAGACUGUGAUGCUUACAUUCCCAACCCACUGGUCCAGCAGGGACUCACCAUUUAA
This is a messenger RNA of Eublepharis macularius, 1008 nucleotides long. Its product is annotated as collagen alpha-1(V) chain-like. Bases 1 to 1008 code for a protein of 335 amino acids. The transcript has 10 exons. The record is from RefSeq and is a predicted model, not a curated record. Lineage: Eukaryota; Metazoa; Chordata; Lepidosauria; Squamata; Eublepharidae.